GUACAAGCAACAGCACUUUCUGUACAGUCUCGUCUCAGAUUGUUAUAUUUCAAAGUAUUAGUUUUUCUCUUUUUCAAAUUGUGUCUUUUUUCGAUGGAGAAAUAUACAAUUUCUCGCGCUUCAAAGGCCGAGCCAAAGCUGUCGAUUGAUGACCAGCGCAGCGGCAACUUUCUAACUGGCACAAAAUUCUUUGGCGAAAUGAACGAGCUGGGCAUGCAGGACUACGGCACCUACUUGUAUCCAGAUGGUACACGCUAUGUGGGCUAUUUUCGCAACAAUCGCUUCCACGGGCGUGGCUCCAUACAGCUGCCACCGCCGGUGGGCGUCAACUUUGAGGUGACGCACGAGAACGGCAAGCUAGUGGAGAUCGACGAAAUGGUCUUUGACGAUCAGCUGAAGGUCGAUUUCACACGAAUGGCAGACGGUGCGUUUAGCUUCCAGCCGUGGAAGUAUUGCACGUCGGAGGAUCGUCGCUUCUACGCGGAGACGAGAGUUCCGCUGGCCCCGGUGGGCCCAGCCAAAUACCUCACCAAAGACGGACCCACAGCAGCCGAGCUGCCAAAGAACGUCUUCGACUUGGGCUACGGCCAGCUGAACCCGCAGGGCUUCCUGAUGGACCUGCGCUACAACACGCAGAGCAUCUAUGUGGGCUGUCGCAAGGUGCGUCACUGGAUCACGGAGCACUGUCGUCACGGCAGGCUCAGCAGAUAUCACUUGAAACGGCAGGUGAAGGAAAGGUCUGCCCGGGAAAUUAUGCAAAAUAAUCUGGAGGUCAGCAAUAAUUGUGGCAAAAAAUCGGGCCGCAGUGUGUGUCCCCCCAUGCCCAUGCCUGGCAUCUGUCGCCGUUCCAAGAGCCAGGAGAGCUCCGAAUCGGCGAAGGAGACGCGCCUACAUGCAGCCAGCACAUCGGACAGCUGCAGCACCAAGGUCGAUCGUACCGUGAAGCGGGAGCCGCGUCGCAAGUGCAGGCCGGACAAGGUGAAACGCGACCAAAGACGCGACACCAGCGAAUCGCAUGUGUGCCGCAUCAACUGAUGUUGCAUCAACAUCAUCAUCAUCAACAUCAGCAUCAUCAUCACAGGUUUAGUUUAGUUUCGGUUCUACUUAGAAUAAAUAG
Drosophila obscura is the source of this 1117-nucleotide messenger RNA. Its product is annotated as MORN repeat-containing protein 5. The transcript has a single exon. The record is from RefSeq and is a predicted model, not a curated record. NCBI's taxonomy places the organism in Eukaryota, Metazoa, Arthropoda, Insecta, Diptera, Drosophilidae. Bases 94 to 1035 code for a protein of 313 amino acids.